CCCGGAAGCCUUUCACUGGUACACCUUACUAUAACUAUAAACAUAGCAUGGAGUAAUGUUUUCAUGUAGCUCAGCCUCUCUGUUGUUAUCCUGUAAGUAAAGACUGGUGGCAUGAAAAGAUGGCUUCUACAUCGGACUCGGACAAAGCGUCAGUUUCUAACGUGGAAGAAAGCAGAGCUCGUCUCUGCGACGAGUUUGCUGCGGUAGCGGGAACUGACAGCGCCGUGGCUCAGUGCUACCUGGCUGAGAAUGAGUGGGAGAUGGAGAGAGCUUUAAACUCAUUCUUUGAGGCUGACAUGGAGAGAGUAUUUGCAGUAGAGGAUUCUCCAGAGAGAGAAACCAGUCCAAAAGCAAAGAGGGCAAAGGUUGAGGAAAAGUCUUCAGGAGGCUGUAUAGAUCUGACUGGAGACAGUCCAGCCUCCGCACACAAACCCUCAGAAGAAGACGACGGUAAACUGUCGAUGAUCUCCUGGAACGUAGAUGGACUUGACGAAGUCAACCUGGCAGAGCGUGCCAGAGGCCUGUGCUCCUUCUUAGUCUUAUACACUCCAGACGUGGUGUUUCUACAGGAGCUCAUUCCACCUUAUGUUCAGUACUUGAAGAAACGGGCUGUCAGCUACCUAAUCAUUGAAGGUGGUGAAGAAGGUUAUUUCACUGGGAUGAUGUUGAAGAAGGCACGAGUCAAAUUCUUGGAGAGCGAGAUAGUAACUUACCCCACCACUCAAAUGAUGAGGAAUCUGCUCGUAGCUCAGGUGGAUUUCAAAGGCCAGAAGCUGACUCUGAUGACGUCCCACCUGGAGAGCUGUAAAGGCCACGCAGGGGAGCGGAUGAAACAGCUGCAGGUCGUGAUGCAGAGGAUGAGGGAGGCACCGAACGAUGUCACCGUCCUGUUUGGAGGAGACACUAACCUGAGGGACACUGAGGUGGCCAAGGUGGGUCUGCCUUCUAGUGUCUGUGAUGUGUGGGAGCGACUGGGAAAGCAGGAGCACUGCCGCUACACGUGGGACACUAAAGCAAACAGCAACAAGACUGUUCCUUACGUCAGUCGCUGCCGCUUCGACAGGAUCUACUUUCGCCCGGCUACAAAAGAAGGCAUCCCACAUCUGUCCCCUGACCACAUGGCUCUUGUGGGACUGGAGAAGCUAGACUGUGGACGCUACACUAGUGAUCACUGGGGAAUCUACUGCAGCUUCUCCUCUGGGUAGAAAUGCUCAAAACAGCGCCAAACGUGGCAGUUAAAUAUCUUGUUUUACAUCAGCUGACCUCGUUUGUUUUGUGUGUUUUACAGUCUCAGUGCAGGACUCAUCAGUGCUGGGUGCAAAUCACAGUAACACAGUAACACAGAAAAUAUUCUGACCUCAUCUGGGGUUAGUUAACUGUAAAUCUUUAUUUUGAUUAGUUUUAUCCUUGUAUAUGCUCAUGCCCCCACCCCCUUCCCCGCUCUUAAAAUUACUACAUAAAAAUAUAGAAAGCGCCAACAAAUGUUAAAAUAUAUAUGUUUGAAAUUGAUUUUACAGUUUAAAGUUUAUUCUUGACCAUUGAAACAACGGUUAACAGGAAAACCUCACCACAAGGUUUCUUAGUAGCUUGUCCUUUUGAUAUCACAUGACCUGUAAUUGUAAAUAUUACAUUUUCCUUUGGGAAUUUUAAGAACUGCUCCUCCAUGCUGGAUCAUUGUUUCCCUGUUUUUUUCUGUAUUUCAAAAUAAAGUCUAAAGUCACAUCA
Molecule: messenger RNA, 1725 nt
Organism: Larimichthys crocea (large yellow croaker)
Lineage: Eukaryota; Metazoa; Chordata; Actinopteri; Sciaenidae
Gene: tdp2b
Product: tyrosyl-DNA phosphodiesterase 2b
Exons: 7
Coding region: 120-1205 (361 amino acids)
Biological process (GO): double-strand break repair
Cellular component (GO): cytoplasm; PML body
Molecular function (GO): single-stranded DNA binding; protein binding; 5'-tyrosyl-DNA phosphodiesterase activity
Source: RefSeq, a predicted model, not a curated record